This is a messenger RNA of Sapajus apella (tufted capuchin), 5654 nucleotides long. RefSeq names its product reversion inducing cysteine rich protein with kazal motifs (gene RECK). Gene Ontology annotation, molecular function: metalloendopeptidase inhibitor activity; protein binding. The record is from RefSeq and is a predicted model, not a curated record. Bases 1802 to 4279 code for a protein of 825 amino acids. Lineage: Eukaryota; Metazoa; Chordata; Mammalia; Primates; Cebidae. Gene Ontology annotation, cellular component: plasma membrane. The transcript is spliced from 16 exons. Gene Ontology annotation, biological process: blood vessel maturation; sprouting angiogenesis; extracellular matrix organization.
AAGAUAGUAUAAAACCUUGUGUGUUGUUUUGGUUUGUAAUAUUUGUUUUGUAGUUUGGGGAAGGGAGCAACUAUCUAGUCUCCUUGCUACUAGUGUAUUUCCUUUUCCAGUUCAUUCUUCUCAGAAGUCACCUGAAUGAGAUAAUUCCAAAAGGGAAAUUUGAUCAAAUCAGAUUAGAUUGUGACCUGGUCUAAUCUUAAGUGGCCAAGGUUUUCCCCUUAAGCAAUCUCAUCUCCCAUAGAUUUAAUUGUCCCUAUAUGCUGACAACUUCAGAAUCUUCAUUGCUAACCUCUUUUUCUGAGCUCCUGAACACUAUUGGAUACAUAUACUUUUAAUGUUCCCUUGGAACAGCAAACAAUUAAACCAAAAUUGAUUGAUAUCAAAUCAACCAAAUUGGUUAUUACUUUCUCUACCUUUUUUACCUCCCUUUCCCUCCCUUCCACCCCUAAACAGCACCAUACACACCCACAGACAGACGCACACACACACACCCAUACACACACAUUCCAAAACAAAACUUUUAUUGUUCUUACAUUUCUUGCUUGGUUGUACCAAUACAGUCCUUCUAGGUACAUCAACUUAAAUGCCUCAGAGGUAUUGUCUACUCUUUCCUCUUUCUCAUCAUCUCCCACAAAUUACUGGCUCUCAAGCCUAAAGGGUUACCUUCUAAAUAUACCUUAAAUCAGUCUCCCUUCCAGAUCCUCAAAUAUUGCCUUAGCUUAUACUGCCACUUUUCUGGAUGACUACAAUAGCUACCAAACUAGUUUUCCUGUGUCUGAUUUCUCCUCUUACCCACUAUAUCCACUUCUAGAUUCAUCCAAAUUUGAUCACAUUACUACCUUCCUUAAACCCUUCAGUUGCUCCCCUGUAGAACACAGCUCAUGCUCCUCGGCCCAGCAUCCCAAGCUUUUCUCAGACUAGCUCCUGGUUCUUCUCUCUGUUAAACCUCAGCAGCAUGCUACUGAUAAUUUCCCAGAUUGACCCUGUUGUUUUAUAUGUUAGUUGUAGUUGUACAAAUUGUUUGUUCUACCUGAAGCUCCUUCUUCUGUAUCCAUCCGAACAUACCCCCAUCCAGUAGUAUAUUGGAGCUGACAAUACCAGCUCCCUACCAGCAAGGGAGUACUGCUUGUUAAAUAUUCAGUAAUUUUGCAAGCCAGCUUGUAACUUAAAAUCAGCCAUGAGUAUAUAGGUACUUGCACUGUGAACAUCAGCAAAUACACAUCCAGAUUUUCUCUACAACUACCCCCCACAAAAAAAACUGGUCCCAGAGCCUCACUACCCCUAUUCAACUUGAGUAACCUUUGCCUUAAAUCCUGCUUUAAAUGGUACCUCUUUAAAGCCUUUCCUGCCUGUUCUUCUCUCCACACACAUAAACUUGAUCACUACUUCUAAGCCGUUUGCAUGCUUUAUUAUAGCAUUUGUCGUUCUAUAGUAUAACUCUAUAUUUACAUGUCUCUUUUUAAUACUAACACCUGAGUUUCUGGGACAGAGUUCAUAUAAUUAUCUUUGUCAUUCAUUCACUUAACAUUCAUUGAACUGCACACUGAACCGAUAUAUUUACUAUGUACCAGGCACUGUUUUCAGGGUACAAAAAUGAAAGGAUUUAGCCACUGUCUGCAAGAAGCUCAUAGUCCAUGGGAGGAGAGAAAUUCAAAUAGUCCAUUACAAUACAGUGAGACAAGUACAUUGCUAGAAGUCUGUACAAGAUAUAUUGGAGUCUGGAGGAAAAAACUCUGCCUAGGGAAAUGGGAAAGUCCUCACAGAGCAGAAUGCUCUUUUCAGUUGCAUUAGCAGAAAUGAAAUGGGCUCGGUUUGUUGCAGUUAUGCAGGUCACCACACAAACUGCCGAGAAUACUGUCAAGCCAUUUUUCGAACAGACUCUUCUCCUGGUCCAUCUCAGAUCAAAGCAGUGGAAAAUUAUUGUGCUUCUAUUAGUCCACAAUUAAUACACUGUGUGAACAAUUAUACUCAGUCUUAUCCAAUGAGGAACCCAACGGAUAGUUUAUAUUGCUGUGACAGAGCCGAAGACCAUGCUUGCCAAAAUGCCUGCAAGAGAAUUCUGAUGUCCAAGAAAACGGAAAUGGAGAUUGUUGAUGGUCUCAUCGAGGGUUGUAAGACCCAGCCCUUGCCUCAAGAUCCUCUUUGGCAGUGUUUUCUUGAAAGCUCACAAUCUGUUCACCCUGGAGUCACUGUACACCCUCCUCCCUCUACUGGCCUUGAUGGGGCUAAACUGCAUUGUUGUUCUAAAGCAAAUACUUCAACAUGUAGGGAACUCUGCACUAAACUUUACAGCAUGAGCUGGGGCAAUACACAGAGUUGGCAAGAGUUUGAUCGCUUUUGUGAAUAUAAUCCAGUGGAAGUGUCUAUGUUGACCUGCUUAGCGGAUGUCCGGGAACCUUGCCAGUUGGGCUGUAGAAACCUUACUUACUGUACUAAUUUUAACAACAGGCCAACAGAACUUUUCAGGAGUUGUAAUGCACAGUCAGAUCAAGGAGCCAUGAAUGACAUGAAGUUGUGGGAGAAAGGAAGCAUAAAGAUGCCAUUUAUCAAUAUACCUGUUCUCGAUAUUAAAAAGUGCCAGCCAGAGAUGUGGAAAGCAAUAGCUUGUUCACUGCAGAUUAAACCUUGUCAUAGUAAAUCCCGGGGAAGUAUUAUUUGCAAAUCAGAUUGUGUGGAGAUUCUUAAAAAAUGUGGAGACCAGAACAAAUUCCCUGAAGACCACACAGCUGAAAGUAUUUGUGAGCUUCUGUCACCUACAGAUGAUCUGAAGAAUUGUAUACCUUUGGAUACAUAUCUUAGACCAAGUACUUUAGGUAACAUUGUAGAAGAAGUGACUCAUCCCUGUAACCCAAAUCCUUGCCCUGCCAAUGAGCUCUGUGAAGUAAACCGAAAAGGAUGUCUAUCUGGAGAUCCCUGUCUUCCAUACUCUUGUGUUCAAGGUUGCAAACUGGGAGAAGCUUCUGAUUUCAUUGUACGUCAAGGGACACUAAUCCAGGUGCCAUCAUCUGCAGGGGAAGUUGGUUGUUACAAAAUCUGUUCAUGUGGACAAAGUGGACUCUUAGAAAACUGUAUGGAAAUGCACUGUAUAGACCUCCAGAAGUCUUGUAUUGUUGGAGGAAAAAGAAAAAGUCAUGGAACAUCCUUUAGUAUUGACUGCAAUGUCUGUUCUUGUUUUGCUGGCAAUUUGGUGUGUUCUACCCGCCUUUGCCUCAGUGAGCACAGUUCAGAAGAUGACCAUCGUACCUUCACAGGUCUGCCCUGUAACUGUGCAGAUCAGUUUGUCCCCGUGUGUGGGCAGAAUGGGCGCACUUACCCCAGUGCCUGCAUUGCUCGCUGUGUGGGCCUCCAAGACCAUCAGUUUGAGUUUGGAUCAUGCAUGUCAAAGGAUCCAUGUAAUCCUAAUCCCUGCCAAAAAAACCAAAGGUGCAUACCCAAACCACAGGUCUGCCUGACGACUUUUGAUAAAUUUGGAUGUAGCCAAUAUGAAUGUGUACCAAGACAGCUUGCGUGUGACCAGGUCCGAGAUCCUGUUUGUGACACAGACCAUAUGGAGCACAGCAAUCUCUGCACUUUAUACCAAAGAGGAAAAAGCCUCUCCUACAAAGGCCCCUGCCAGACCUUCUGCAGAGAGACCGAGCCUGUCUGUGGGCACAAUGGUGAGACCUAUAGCAGCGUAUGUGCUGCCUACUCAGAUCGCGUGGCGGUCGAUUACUAUGGGGACUGCCAGGCUGUUGGGGUCCUCUCAGAGCACAGCUCUGUCACCGAGUGUGCCGCUGUCAAGUGUCCUUUGCUCUCAGCAGCUGGAUGCAAACCCAUCAUCCCACCAGGUGCUUGUUGCCCAUUAUGUGCUGGGAUGUUAAGAGUUUUAUUUGACAAAGAAAAACUGGAUACUAUUGCUAAGGUAACAAAUAAAAAGCCAAUAACAGUUCUGGAAAUACUUCAAAAAAUCCGCAUGCACGUUUCUGUCCCACAGUGUGAUGUGUUUGGAUACUUCAGCAUUGAAUCAGAAAUUGUGAUCCUGAUCAUUCCUGUCGAUCACUAUCCAAAAGCUCUGCAGAUUGAAGCCUGCAAUAAAGAAGCUGAGAAGAUUGAGUCCCUUAUCAACUCUGACAGCCCGACUUUGGCGUCCCAUGUGCCUCUCUCUGCCCUCAUCAUUUCCCAGGUACAGGUCUCUAGCAGUGUGCCAUCAGCCGGCGUCAGAGCCAGACCUUUUUGCCACUCCUUCCUCCUUCCCCUCAGCCUGGGCCUUGCCUUGCACUUGCUCUGGACGUGUAACUGACUGCCCAUGGAAGGCACAGAAUGCUCCUCCACCUCACUCUCCUGCCUUGAGAAAGACAUUCAAGACUGCUGGUUUUUAGUUGAAUAGUGGCCAAGGAAAAGCACAUGUCACCUCUAUUCACCACACAGUAUUUUUUUUUUUAAUUUGCCAAUAUUAGUAGGAUUUUUGUUUUGUUUUUACAAAUGUUAAAAUGUGUUGUUACAAAUACUAAUGAAAAGAGGAUGUCUCUUUCUGGUAGACCACUGCCGUAUGAUUUACAUUUGCUCAUCAGAUGGGUCCCCCACUCUAAAACAAGCUUAUCAAUGGGAAAUCAGAUGACCACUUUUUAGAAAGAUAACUCACUUUACUAUCAGGUUAAUGAACUUCAUUUCAGAGUUCAUUUUGAAGUAUUAAGGUUCCCUUUGCAUUUGCUUUGUUUACAGAUAAUUACUUACUCUAUCUAGAAGCUAGGGGGUCCCAGCCACUGCCAUUACAGAAUAUGAAAUAUAAAUAAAGCAUCUUUGAAAUUAUUAACUAAAUUAUUAGGAAAAUUUGCACUAUAUUACAGAAAUUUAAACCCCAACUACUGUGUUAUGCAAAAGCAAGCGAUUAAAUGACACGCAUAUAAUUAUAUGUUGUAAACAACAGGCUCACUAGUCAUGGAUUAGUGUCUAUGACUUUUAUGAAAGGGAGAAGUGACAUUGCAUCAAAGCAUCUUGCAUUAUGCAGUUUUUAUAUUAACCAGAUAUAUAUUCUUCAAUAGUCAUCCGAGUUAAAUGUAGAGUUUUUAAACAUCAAUCUUUAAACCAAUUGCUGCUACUUAUAUAAUUGCCAAAAAGUGAAAUAAUGAGUAGUUCAUGUAAAUAAUACUUUAUAUUUCUAUUUUAUUAUGAAGAAGGUGAAUAGCCAUAUUUGUAAAAUGACAAUCAUGUGCGUAAACCCAUACUUUCCAUUCGUGAAAACACAUUUGCUUUUUAUGAUAUGUACAAUGUAGAUAAGUGUUCUUUCUUUUUUGAUAUAGAAGUAUAAAGAAUUGUGGUUUAUAUAUUUAAAAGUGUCAGUAUUAAAAUGUUUGCAUGUUGUCUAAGAAAUUGAAUACUUUGAAUGUGUUUCACAGUUUGAAAUAAGCUAUUUGAUGUAAUACUUCUUGUGUAUAUGCACAUGAACUUACAUUUUACAUGAAGUAUUUUUUCAGUAUUAUAUGUACCCUCUGAAAUACAUAGGGAUCUGUGUAUUAUACCAAAAUGUUGCUGAAAAAUGGGCACUUAAAGCUUUCAGAAUAUAUCAGUGCUGAUGUAGCAUGUUUGUUGCAAUUGCCUUUUUUCUGUAUAAAUGUCUUCAAUGCAAUAUACUGGAAAGCUUUUUUAUUUUAAUAAAAAUAAUUUUUAUAUGAUCA